Monodelphis domestica (gray short-tailed opossum) is the source of this 2193-nucleotide messenger RNA. Its product is annotated as L-amino-acid oxidase-like. The record is from RefSeq and is a predicted model, not a curated record. NCBI's taxonomy places the organism in Eukaryota, Metazoa, Chordata, Mammalia, Didelphimorphia, Didelphidae. Gene Ontology annotation, molecular function: L-amino-acid oxidase activity. Gene Ontology annotation, biological process: amino acid catabolic process.
CAUGAGAGAGAAUAUUACCUGCAUUUAAGCCAGUCUCUCAACAGAGGUGUCCAACUUGAACAAUCCAGGGGAAUCAGACUUCCCUCCACAUGCUGAGGACCAUGGAGACGCUCUUGAAAAUGCUCCUCCUGAGCAUGGUAUUGCUGAGCCCCUACUCCCACGCUUUUAAUACUGAGCUGGUGAAAUGCUUUGAUGACCCUCAAUAUGAAGAGCUGCUUGGGCUAUUGCAGGGUGGCCUGGGAGCACCCAUUGAAAAGAAGAGUGUGGUAGUGAUCGGAGCUGGCAUAGCUGGGCUCACUGCUGCCAAAGUCCUACAGGAUGCAGGUCACCAGGUUACUGUGCUAGAAGCUUCUGGACGAGUAGGUGGAAGGAUUGAGACUCACCGAGUACCUGGAGCAAAGUGGUAUGCUGAACUCGGUGCCAUGAGGAUCCCUGCCAACCACAUGUUUUCUCGUGAACUCAUCAGUCAAUUUGGAUUAAAGCUGAAUGAGUUCUCCAGAUAUGAUGACCGAACAUGGGUCCUCAUCAAUGGAGUACGUCGACGGACUGGGGAAGUACAAGCUAAUCCUGGACUCCUUGGUUACCCUGUCCGGUCAGAUGAAAAGGGGAAAACAGCUGACCAAUUGUUUGAUGAAUCCCUGAGGAAGGUGGUAGAAGAGCUGAAAAUGAGCAAUUGUGGCCAAAUCCUAGAAAAGUAUGAUUCCUUUUCCACUAAGGAAUAUCUAAUUAAGGUAGGAAAUCUGAGCAGAGGAGCAGUGCAGAUGAUUGGUGAUCUCAUGAACGCUGAUGCUGGUUACUAUGAAGCCUUCACUGAGACCUUAAGAGGAGUCAUUUCCUUCUUCCAGAACCCCCAGUUUGAGGAAAUCACUGGUGGCUUUGACCAGCUCCCUAAGGCCUUACAUGACUCCCUCAUUCCUGGCACCGUCCACCUCCAUUCGCAAGCAGAGGAGGUGGUAAGGGAUGGGGACCUCGUCCAUAUCAUCCAUCAGACACCUGACCCACUUCAGCCUCGGGCCCACCUGACUGCUGACUAUGCCAUUGUGGCAACAACAGCCAAGGCUGCCCGACUCCUCCACUUCCACCCACCUCUGUCACCAGGUAAAGAAGACGCCCUGCGCUCAGUCCACUACAAUAGUGCCACCAAGGUGAUCCUGGCCUGCACCAAGCGCUUCUGGGAGCAGGAUGGUAUUUAUGGUGGGAAGUCUAUAACAGAUCGUCCCUCCCGAUUUAUCUUCUACCCCAAUCAUGACUUCCCCAAUGGAACAGGCGUCAUCUUGGCCUCUUACACCCUGGAUGAUGAUUCUACCUUCUUUGCUGCUAUGGAUCAAAAACGGGUAGUGGAUAUAGUGUUAGAGGAUCUGGCUGCUGUCCACAAUCGCCCCAAAGAAGAGCUGCAGGCCCUUUGCCCCUACUCUGUGGUCAAGCGCUGGAGCCAAGAUUCCUAUUCCAUGGGCUGCUUUGCCUUCUUUACACCUUACCAAUAUGUAGACUACUCCCAGGAGCUCUUCCAACCUGAAGGGAGGAUACACUUUGCAGGGGAGCAUACCACACUCCCUCAUGGUUGGAUUGACACGGCUAUCAAGUCUGGUCUCCGAGCAGCCCAGGGUAUUCAAGAAACUGUGGGAUUAUUAAAACAAGAUAAGGAAGCCAGGAAAGAGAAUGGGCCUAGAAAUGAAUUGUAAUCAAGGAAAAGACAGUUUAAAUAGAUGAGGUAGUAUAGUAGAUACAGUGAAAAGAACCUUGAGUUGGAAUCAAGAAAUACUUGGUUUUAAAUCUUGCCUCUGGCAUGUUAGCUAUUUGACCAUAUACAAGUCACUUAACUUCCUUAAAAUUUCUUAAGUUUUUUUCUCCAUAAAAUGGAGAUAUUAUUUUCUGUAGUAACUACCUCACAGGGUUAUAAUUAUGAUCAAAUAAAAUAAUAUAUGCAAAUGUGCUUAUUUAAAUGUUAAAAGACUUUUUUUGACCUGCCAUCAGUAGGAUACAUGUGUUUCUUGCCUGAUUCCUAGUCAUAGGUAUGAAUGGAAGAGACCUGCCUACAAUUUGUCUCUCCUUUGAUUCAAUGAUGCACUAUUUGUGAGAUCAAUGUCUGGGUGAUGUCUUCAAAUAAGGAACAAGUGGAAAUCAAACCCCAAAUCUUGCUCUCAACCAACUAAGCUAAAUAGCAUUUUUGACAGACAUCACAUUGUAGUUCAU